Boleophthalmus pectinirostris (great blue-spotted mudskipper) is the source of this 1679-nucleotide messenger RNA. RefSeq names its product deoxyhypusine hydroxylase-like. The coding region runs from base 300 to 1250 and encodes 316 amino acids. Gene Ontology annotation, biological process: peptidyl-hypusine biosynthetic process. Gene Ontology annotation, molecular function: deoxyhypusine monooxygenase activity. Lineage: Eukaryota; Metazoa; Chordata; Actinopteri; Gobiiformes; Gobiidae. The record is from RefSeq and is a predicted model, not a curated record. The transcript has 6 exons.
GGAUGCGGAAGUGUACUCCGUGCUUCCCUCACCGGUGUCGCGCUGCGUGGCUCGGUGUGUUCGGUGUGUUCGGUGUGCUCGGUGUGUUCGGUGUGUUCGGUGUGUUCGGUGUGCUCGGUGUGUUCGGUGUGUUCGGUGUGUUCGGUGUGUUCGGUGUGUUCGGUGUGCUCGGUGUGGGUUGAGCGUAGUGUUGUUGUGUGGGACUAGUCUGGAGGUCUCAUUUGAUGAAUCCAUACCAGUUUGGGGAUGAUCUGGCUGUUUGACUGACAAGUGUCCUCUCACGUGAGCUGAGCUUGGCCAUGGCCAGUGUGGAGCAGGUGUCUGCAGUGGGACAGGUUCUGCUGGAUUCCAAACAGGAGCUGGCCUGGCGUUUUCGAGCCCUCUUCACCCUCAGGAACAUCGGAGGUACCACGUGUGUACCACGUACUCCCUCAGCUGCUUGUUGUUGUUGUCAUAGCCCAGAGGCUAUCAGCUGGAUCAGCCGAGGCUUCAGUGAUGAGUCUGCUCUGCUCAAGCACGAGCUGGCCUACUGCUUGGGUCAAAUGCAGGACGCCCGGGCCAUCCCCACUCUCACCGCUGUGCUGAAGGACACGCAACAGGAGCCCAUGGUCCGGCACGAAGCAGGAGAGGCCCUGGGAGCCAUCGGAGACACUUCAGUCCUGGAGCUGCUCACAGAGUACUGCCAGGACCCUGUCAUAGAGGUGGCAGAGACGUGCCAGCUGGCCGUGGCUCGUCUGCAGUGGCUGCAGUCUGGAGGACAGGCCCAGGAUGAUAGCCCCUACAGCUCUGUGGACCCUGCCCCCCCUGCACCCCAGAAGAGUCCCUCUGAGCUGCGGAGCAUCCUGCUUAAUGAGAGGCUGCCCUUGUUCGAGCGCUACCGGGCCAUGUUUGCUCUGAGGAACCUGGGUACAGAGGAGGCGGCACUGGCUCUGGCUGAUGGUCUGCAGUGCUCCAGUGCUCUGUUCCGUCAUGAGAUCGGGUACGUGUUGGGUCAGAUGCAGCACCCAGCUGCGGUGCCAGCUUUGAGCGCAGCUCUGGAGCGCCCUGAGGAGAACCCCAUGGUGCGGCAUGAGGCGGCAGAGGCUCUGGGCUCUAUUGGCAGACAGGAGUGUGUGGGUGUGCUGCAGAGGCACCAGGCAGAUGGAGAGCGUGUGGUGCAGGAGAGCUGUGUGGUGGCUCUGGACAUGCUGCACUAUGAGAACAGUGAACAGUUCCAGUACGCAGACGGACUGGUGCGCCUGCAGGGCUGAGACUCCACUCAGGAUUCAUGGGAGAAAGGACUGUCACUCACAUAAAGGCUGGACUAAUGCAGAACAGACCUGCCUCAUACCGGAUUAGAUUAAAACGCCACAGUGCCCAUCUUGUAGGCAUAGAAAGAUUUACCAAUUAUGAAAAAACUGUAUUUUGGCUUGCACGAGUACACCUUAUUUAUUUUAUAGUGGAUAAUCAUAUAUUAUUACUUUGGUGAAUCUCAUACAAUGUUUCUUUCCUUUAGUUUAUAAUUUGCCAUAAAAUAAAUGACAACUCUCACUUUGAUCCGUCUUCUAUUGUGGAAUGUAAGCUUUUGAAAAGCCUCAUCACAGUGAGCAGUGAGUCAAGGUCAGGCCCUGUAUGUGACCUGUGUGUAGUAGUGUUUGAUUCAAGGAUUUGAAUAAAGCAAAUAUCUAUGUUGGACUGCA